This is a messenger RNA of Engraulis encrasicolus (European anchovy), 862 nucleotides long. RefSeq names its product phosphoinositide-interacting protein-like. The transcript has 2 exons. The coding region runs from base 294 to 647 and encodes 117 amino acids. NCBI's taxonomy places the organism in Eukaryota, Metazoa, Chordata, Actinopteri, Clupeiformes, Engraulidae. The record is from RefSeq and is a predicted model, not a curated record.
CGUCCCCUUGGCCCUUAAUGGCCACUCUCGCAAAUGUAAACAAUGCAACUAGAACUUGAAUUCAUAGGGUGAAGUGACAAUAGGCUACUGCAUGCAGUUGGGAAGUGUUUACCUUGAAAGUGGCAUGUAUGCCAACGGUAAUGGGGAGCGGGGGAUGAAUGUUUGUGCAAGCCAAACCUCCUUUUGUGUCCAUGGGGAGAGCUCCAGUGUAAUACCUGGCAUGUAGGCCACCUGAUACAGCACAGAACAGGCACGCAUCCCCAACAAAGAGGACGCUUAAGAACUGCAGAGGAAUGCUGCAACCAGAGCUUCUGUCGUGUGACCAUGACCGGGACGCGGAGAAAUCAGGCCGCUGCGCUCUGUGCGCGGAGACCGACGGCGGUGCUCUGCAAGAACCGCGCCUCUGGACCUACUACCACAAGCCCAUCAUAGUGAUUAUAAUCGGGGGACUAAUGUUAGGUGCUGGCGCUAUCAUCUCACUGCUCGACUCGUUCGCGGUAAUCGAGCUGCCCCCUGCUAUCGGGGCGACAUGCUUCUCCAUCGGACUGAUCUUCGUGGUCCUGGGCAUGGUGUGGGUGCCUAUCAUCAAGGACAAACUCAGGCGCAAAGGGCAGCUAAUGCGCAGGGGGUCCGAAGAUGACAUGUGAUGUGCUAGACGGAUUAGACAUUCGCUACUGCAAUCCCUCUUUAAAUUUGUUUCUUUUAAACCACUUUUCAUCACUAGUUUCUAAGCUAUAACUGUGUGUAAAUUAAGUUAUGGAUAUUUCUAAGCACCUUAACCAUUCUGAGAUAGGCCUACUUAAUUAUGGGUCAAAUUGACCCGCAUUGCGCAUAGAUCUUAUGGAUGCCCCGGAUCCUAAGU